Molecule: messenger RNA, 1386 nt
Organism: Polychytrium aggregatum
Lineage: Eukaryota; Fungi; Chytridiomycota; Chytridiomycetes; Polychytriales
Exons: 3
Coding region: 226-1311 (361 amino acids)
Source: RefSeq, a predicted model, not a curated record
AAAACAAAAAAAGACGAUUCAUUGUUUUACAAUCCACGACGAAACAAGCAAAAAGUUGAACCACUGAUCAGUUGUACUACGAAUAUUUUGUUUCUUUUGAUCACAAAUUACGAAGACGAAAGACGGGAGAGCGUUGGCUGCUGCGACUUUGGUUGAGGGACUUUGUGGGAGGAGAGCAACCUUGUGGUGGGCUUUGGGAGGCAUGGUGCUUGUAAGCGACGAAAUAUGUCAGGAGUGAGAAUGUAUCGCAGGCGAGAGGAGAAGAUGCCCGAAGUCCGUGUCUUGGAAAGCAUGAUGUGUGGCGUCUCCAGAGAGAGAGAAGCUUCAUCCCAAAAGGAACAGGAAGAAAAGAAUCUCGAGGAGCAUGUACAUUGUGCCUUGGGGGAAGGUGCCAAAGAGAUCGAAGCGCUUUCGCUCGUGCUCGAGGGCUUCGUCGAUGUUGAGGACCUUGACAUAGAGAACGGCCGUUCCGGAAAGGUCGUCUCGCUCUUCCAAAGGUCGUCGCUUCAAGAUAAAGUCGGAGAUGUAGCCGAAUCCGGUGGGCAUGUAAGUCGAAGUGGUGAAGAGAAUGAACGGAAUGAAUCCCCACGGGAAGACCGGCUGCUUGGCCAGCGCCAGCUCGAAGCCGACAAUCAAAGCAAUGGUGCCUAUGAAGUGCUCGUAUGUACACCAGCCGAUCCAGGCAAUGACAGAAAACUGAGCGCGCUGUCGCAUCGAGCAGGGGUGAUCGCACCACCAUUGGGUCCUCUCAAGCAGGUUGAAGUCGACGCAGCCAGACUUGAGCUUGAUCCACUGCCACGACGAAAUCGGCAGAGGUGCGGGGGCGCUGUGGGAGGAAGGUGGGCGGAAAAAGUACCAUCCCUGCAGCGAGAGGAAGAGCGCAAGGGGCCCGCCGAUCAGGAGAAGCAGGAUGGCCGACUGGGUCGGCAGGUUGUAGAGGAUGGUGGGAGGGAGGUCGUCAAGCCCCCGGAUUCGCAGGAAAUAGUAGAGCGGCGAGAUGGGCAGGAUGAGGAACUGGAUGGCGAAGAGGAUGACCUUCCAGCGCAGGUUGAAGCGCUUGAAGCGCUCGAUGACCUCGUUGUCGACGGCGAUCAGCCCAGGAGCUCGGAGCGGGACGGUGAUGCUCGAGUACUGGAACUGAGAGGGGCGGUACUUGUGGAUGACUCGACGGCCACCCUGAUGGACAUGGAUUUGUGGGGCAUUGAGCAGCGGCUGGGUCUCGGAAGCGCUUUCGGAGGCGACAAUUCGCUGGGUGACCGAGAUGUUCACGGUUGUGGACGAGCUCUGGUCGUGCGAGGCCAUGGUUCGUGAAGCGGCGGCCGUUGGUCCGAGGAGAGUAGGUGGACGGGAGUGGUGGAUGAUGGCAGAAGAAGAACGGCGGUGCUG